Messenger RNA from Hypoxylon fragiforme, 933 nucleotides. RefSeq lists its product as uncharacterized. Lineage: Eukaryota; Fungi; Ascomycota; Sordariomycetes; Xylariales; Hypoxylaceae. Bases 1 to 933 code for a protein of 310 amino acids. The transcript has a single exon. The record is from RefSeq and is a predicted model, not a curated record.
AUGGAAAAUAAGGAUUCCCCUCCAGUCGACAAUAAUUGGCUGAUGACUCGCAACAUCGCCUGCAUCGAGAAAGCCGUUCGUCUUGGCCUAGUCAAAGAGAAUAGUCUAACCGUUGAUCGCAAUGGGAUGCUACACCUUGCCGAUGUGAUCAACAACAGAUACAGCACAGCUAAUUCUAAGGAGUGUACCACGAUAGCACGAAAUGAAAAUCCUACGAGCAAAUUACUGGAAACUCUACCAAUAUGGCCACAGUGCGACGUAGACAUUACACAGCUGAGAGCGCUGCAGAGAGAAAGCAAGUCUCGACUAGAAUCGAUUCUCAGUAAGUUCGCUUCGAGGCGAAGACUCCCUACACCCUUCGAAAAGAACGAGGCUACUCCCUGGGACAUGGGUGAGACGAGUGCCAUAGACAGCGCCGGAAUAGAAAAAUGGUGGUUAACGUUGGACACGAGCCUCAGGCCAUACCUAUCGGCCAUCUUCUACGCACUGGCGAUUGCAUAUGGGCUCGAACAAGGCAGGUUCACAGUCCCCAUGCUGACGCUCUACCAAACACUCAGCCUGAUCGACGGCGCCGAGGAGUUCGAUCGUGAGGCCUUUUCACCCGAGCUCAAGAAAGUCAUGGCGGGCAUCGGUACCUACAGGGACUACUACGACCUCAAGGGGAUGGAAGCCACCGGCUUACGUCUGCAAGAGUACCUGGUGCCGCGACGGAUCCUGGCAGAGGAGCUCGUCGCCCUGGACAUCGAUAUGAGAGAGGCGCUUGACAUACCCUCCAAGGCUUACAGAGCUAAGGUGGACUUGGCUUUUCAAACAGAUGACCGGACUAGCUUGGAGACUAUCCGAGAUACGUAUUCUGCCAGUCUCUUGAUCCAAGACGACGAUGACCGGUUUGUCGAAGUGCCUGGUAACUAUGUGGUAAGGUAUUAUGAGUAA